This is a messenger RNA of Mesitornis unicolor (brown roatelo), 609 nucleotides long. Its product is annotated as tektin-4-like. Lineage: Eukaryota; Metazoa; Chordata; Aves; Mesitornithiformes; Mesitornithidae. The transcript is spliced from 2 exons. Gene Ontology annotation, biological process: cilium assembly; cilium movement involved in cell motility. The record is from RefSeq and is a predicted model, not a curated record. Gene Ontology annotation, cellular component: nucleus; microtubule cytoskeleton; sperm flagellum. The coding region runs from base 1 to 609 and encodes 202 amino acids.
AUGGCGAAGGCCGAGCCGCUACUGACCAAGGAGCCGGCGCGGCAGACGAUCCCCACCUCCGACCUGCCCAUGAAGGUGUACGAGGUGGCGGUGAACACGGGGCCCGACUCCUCCGGCGCUCUAGCCACAGCUGGCUUCCGCACCGCCAGGUACCUGCCCGCCGAGUGGCACCAGAGCAACCAUGAUCUGUACCACAGGGCCUUUGCUGGCUGCGAGCUGGCCGAGCGUGGCCAGGCCGAGGCUAAGGAGCUGGUCCAGAAUGCUGCUGCCGCUGCCCAGCGUGCCCAGCAGGAGUCCACGGCUGCCCUGGGCCUGCACCUGAAGGACAUCCACUUCUGGAAGUCCAAGCUCCAGAAGGAGACUGAGGACCUCGAUGCUGAGACCAGACUAUUGGAAGAUCAGAAGCUGCGGCUGGAAAGGGCGCUCGAUACCACCCAGUUGUCCUAUGCCAUCACCACCGAUAACCUGCUGUGUCGAGAGAGGAGGCAAUCCCUGGACCUGGUCAGGGAUGAGGUGGAGAAAGAGCUGCUGAAGGAAGCUGAACUUCUCAGAAAUGUCCAGGAGCUUUUGAAAAGAACUUUGAUGCAAGCCAUUAACCAGAUGCGGUAA